GGCAGCGUGGACGGGAGAAAUGGAGGAGGUGAAGUUUGCCGGCGUCAGGGGAACGUUUGGGCGCUGGCACGGGGAGGGGAGAGGGUGGAUGACGGGGAGGGGGAGGUGACUGGGAAUUUUUAUUUUUAUUUUUUAACUUUUUUUUUAUUAAUAAAUUAAAUUAUUAUUUAAUGAAAUAAUGGGCCAACUUAAUGAAAUCCUAUCGGAUUCUUUUAAGUGGUAGCAAUAACUAUAAUUUUUGCAUUUGGAUGGGAGUAAGAUAAAAUAAAAAAUUAAAUAGGUAACAAAUGUCAAACAUGAUCAUUUAAGAGGUAGCAAAUGUCAAAAUAUCCCAACAGAAAACGAAAAUUUAAAAAGUAGAGAUUCGUCUCCAAACCACACCUGAUUACCUUAACCCAUUGAUCCAAAUUGUCAUCCGGCAUAAGUCCCGUCAGAAGCAACUGCCCAUCAUCGACGCUCACCGCCGCAACGCCGCAACGCCACCUCAAUCUUCAUCAGAUGGAGAAAAUGAACGACCUCAGCAACUUUCUUCCGCCACGAAUCUCAACUCUCCCAGACUUUCUGAUAUUAGAAGAAAUUCUGCCAAGACUCCCGGUAAAAUCCCUAAUUCGCUUCAAAUCUGUUUCAAAAUCCUGGCUUUCUUCAAUUUCUUCCCCUAAAUUUGCAAAAUUCCACCUCAAAUUCUCCUCUUCUCAUCCCCAAUUCCUCAUACUUACUGAAAACAAUCGUGAAUGGAAGAACGAAUUCUUCUUGUUAGAUUACAAUGAAAAUAAUUGCAAUGUGAAUGAAUUUGUCCAAUUGGAAUUUGAUAAUGGGUGUGAUGACCCGAUUACAUUUAUGGAUUUAGUGGGUUCUUGUCAUGGUUUGGUGUGUUUUUAUGUGCGGAAAGACCCUAAAUUCUUUUUUGUUUGGAAUCCUGCUACUCGUGGUUCUCGUAAAAUCAUGAUUCCUGUAGGUCACGAUAAGGCUAUGCAUUAUGGAUGUGAGUUUUAUUAUGAUCCAUUACAUGAUGAUUACAAGAUUUUCGGCUCGUUUUCGUCUCCUGGAGAUUUCUAUGUUCAUUUUCAUGUGUUUUCUUUGAGUUCUGGGACAUGGAAAAGAAUUAGUAAUUUGGAUAAGCAUUUCCAAUUGAUUGUGCUUGGGAACACACUUUUAGUCGAUGAUACUAUAUACUUUUGCUCUUUUAUAAACAAUCAUAUUGUUGGGUUUGAUUUGGUUCAUGAGGAAAUAAAGGAAUUGCCAUCAAUGAAUUGGCUGAGUCGGUAUUAUAGGGUGCGUUUAUUGCGCUUGAGAGGUUGCUUGUCGUUGCUUUGUUACACCUCGGAUGAUCUUCUUGAUGUUUGGAUAUUGAACAAUCCUAGUGACUGGAAUUCUUGGCAGAAAUUGUUCUCUUUCAAUUGUGUAAAUGUUAUGUAUCACGGUUUCUCUGAGACGGGCAAGUGUUUGGUACACCAUGGGGGACAGCUCAAGGUUGUCGAUCCAAGUUGUGAAACGCUACAGUUUUCUCGAGAAGGUAUUAAUCUUAAUGACGACUGCAUAGUUCAAUCAAAGGAUUAUAUUGAGAGUCUGGUUUCGCCUUUCUGAGAGUCAACUGCUCAACUCAGUCAAGCUUGAUGAGGAUAAAGAAAAUGAGGGAGUGAGGAAUCUGAGUAUGAUGGGAUUGAUGGCUGUAUGCGUUCAUUCUGGUGCAACGAUUUUUUACUGUUAUGGCUUGAAGUUAGGGAUGCCCUCAAGGUGCACAACACUGCAACAUACAGGAGAGCUUAAAGAUUUUUAAUGUUCGCAGACCCCUGAUCUCCCUUGUUUGGCUACUAAGUGCAACGGUUUUUUACUGUUACGGCUUGAAGUUUGGGAUGCCCUUAAGGUGCAGGUCUGCUAAUGCUGAAAGUGUAAGAUUGAUGGGUGUGUUAAAAGAUUAAUUAUGACUUAUUUGAAGAUUAGUGAGGUGGAUUAUGGCUGUAUUCUAUUAACCUAAUUUUCAUUUAUCUAAACAUAUUUUAGUUGUAAUUUGAACUUGGGGUUCCUUUAUCAGAACUUAAUUUUCGUGAACUAAGGUGAAAACAAAAGGGUCUAAAUGACUAUUUUAAUUGCCAAAAAAAAAAAAAAAAAAGCUAAAAUGUAUAAAGUUUAAUAAUUUUGAUACAAAUAAUUUUUGUUAACUAGUAAUUCUGAACAAUAAAUAUACUCAUGUGCUUUUAGCUACUUUACAUACUCGAAUAACACACAUAGUACAAAUCAGCAAAGUUGAGUAUAUAAACGUAAAGGAAAUCACACUAACAAGAUACAUCCUAGCAAUAUCAAAACUUACCUAGAAACUUCCUUAGUUCAUCAUACAAAUCAACAAUUUCACAACUAAAGGC
Chenopodium quinoa (quinoa) is the source of this 2360-nucleotide messenger RNA. Its product is annotated as F-box/kelch-repeat protein At3g23880-like. The record is from RefSeq and is a predicted model, not a curated record. Gene Ontology annotation, molecular function: protein binding. The transcript is spliced from 2 exons. Bases 499 to 1584 code for a protein of 361 amino acids. Lineage: Eukaryota; Viridiplantae; Streptophyta; Magnoliopsida; Caryophyllales; Amaranthaceae.